GAAAUAUUUAAUCUAUGCCAGUUUGUGGUCCAUAACCGCUGAUAACCACUGAUAACCGCACUUGCAGUCGAUCUUGAGAAACAACGUAUGUCUGAAUGUCGGAUAUGAAUCCCUUAAGCAGUCUUUGAUUUCCGUGAAAACAAUUGGACCUACGAUGGAGUUAAGGCCAUUUCCGAAACUUGUACUGAGUGAUCGUCAGCCGUAUUCUAGGCGAAUAACAGUGUAAAAUGGGUGCAAACAUAUCGCAGUUGGAGAAAGAUAUCGGCACUGAUCAGUUUCCACCGAAUGAGCAUUACUUCGGGCUCGUGAAUUUUGGAAAUACAUGCUACAGUAACUCAGUCCUCCAAGCUCUGUACUUCUGUCGACCAUUCCGAGAGAAGGUAUUGGAGUACAAGGCAAGAAACAAGCGAACAAAGGAGACUCUACUGACAUGCUUGGCGGAUUUAUUCUACAGCAUUGCUACGCAAAAGAAGAAAGUUGGCUCGAUAGCUCCAAAGAAAUUCAUUGCGAGACUGAGGAAAGAAAAAGAAGAGUUCGAUAAUUACAUGCAGCAAGAUGCCCACGAGUUCCUCAACUUCCUGAUCAACCACAUCAAUGAAAUAAUCCUUGCAGAGAGAAAUCAAAGCAAACCGGUAGGCAGUAAGGGAGGAGCCGGAGAUGCAGCUUCUCCCCCCGAGCCAACAUGGGUUCACGAGAUCUUCCAGGGGAUCUUAACUUCUGAGACUCGUUGCCUUAAUUGCGAGACCGUUUCCAGCAAGGAUGAGGACUUCUUCGAUCUUCAAGUCGACGUCGAUCAAAACACGUCCAUCACGCACUGCCUCAAAUGUUUUUCUAAUACCGAAACUCUCUGCAGCGACAACAAAUUCAAGUGCGAUCACUGUAGCAGCUAUCAAGAAGCACAGAAACGGAUGAGGGUGAAAAAAUUGCCCAUGAUUCUAGCGUUGCAUUUAAAGAGGUUCAAGUAUGUUGAGCAAUACAAUCGACACAUCAAAGUCUCUCACAGGGUUGUCUUUCCAUUGGAGCUUCGAUUGUUUAAUACAAGUGACGAUGCUGUCAAUCCUGAUCGUCUGUACGACCUGGUGGCUGUUGUAAUACAUUGUGGUAGCGGACCAAACCGGGGACACUAUAUUUCCAUAGUUAAGAGUCACGGUUUCUGGCUGCUCUUCGAUGAUGACAUGGUCGACAAAAUUGAGGCAUCAACAAUAGAAGAUUUUUAUGGACUCACUUCCGACAUCCAGAAGAGCUCAGAGACAGGCUACAUUCUAUUCUACCAGUCGAGGGACUGCAGCUAGGAACAAUGAACCUGCAGUGAACACUGCUCCGAUGAUACGUAAUUGAAGAGAAAGAGAAUUGUCCUAUAUCCCGUUUUACAGAUUCUACGCGGAAGAGACGUUUACACCUUCGCGAUUUACACGUUCAACUUAGAAACAUAUACAGAGCGAUCCUGAUCGCAACCCUCGGAGGAGGUCCAUUUAGAGCUGUGCAGAGGGUGAAGUCGACAUUGAGGUAUACAAAGUUGCCUAGGAGAGAGCUAGUGCAGAGAAGCAUGCGUGAGUUGUAUUUAUUUUAACUUUACUCGCGUCCUAGUCGCAAAGUACUGUAUAAGAGAGAAAGAGAGAGUACUGUGCCCAGCCAUCAGAGGGCUGCUCGACAGGGAGAAUUCCUGCGGGUUGAGUUCAGUGAUAAUGGGCGCGUUGGCGGUCCUCGUAGAUGUUAUUCCGACUGUAAAGAUGUACGACUAAUUAUUAGAGGAGAUAUUGUUACAAAUAAAAUUGCCUGCUUUUAUCGUUA
This is a messenger RNA of Orussus abietinus, 1791 nucleotides long. RefSeq names its product ubiquitin carboxyl-terminal hydrolase 46 (gene Usp12-46). Lineage: Eukaryota; Metazoa; Arthropoda; Insecta; Hymenoptera; Orussidae. The transcript is spliced from 8 exons. Gene Ontology annotation, molecular function: cysteine-type deubiquitinase activity; cysteine-type endopeptidase activity. The record is from RefSeq and is a predicted model, not a curated record. Gene Ontology annotation, cellular component: nucleus; cytosol. Gene Ontology annotation, biological process: protein deubiquitination. Bases 228 to 1292 code for a protein of 354 amino acids.